AUGGCCCCUGGCAGCCAGCAGCCUGGCUGCCGGCAAGCGGUGCUGGCCCUGCUCUUGCUGGUGGUCGUGGCGCCGGCACAGUUUGCUGCCGCCCAGACGUGCUAUCCCGGCGACCUCUCCACGUCAAGCAGCAACUUUGACGUCCAGUUCUCCUCCAAAGUGCUGAACACCACCCUAAGCUACAUCAAGAAGCCCAAGACGACAUACAACCGGUUCUGCUUCAGCAUCAACGCGGCAAGCCCCUGCAACUCGAGCGCAAUCUGCUGCAAAGGCAGCACCGUAACCAGGCUGAGCGGCGUGUCUUUCGAAAUUGACCCCACUUGCAUCGUGAAGGGCUUCACCAGCAACUUCUCCCUGUCAACCGCUGACGGCGCCAGCGCCAAGUCAGCAUUCGGCUUCAAGAUCAACAAGGCGUCAAAGUCCGCGGCCGCAAACAUCAGGCUCGUACCCAACGCCAACACGGCGAAGGCGCUUGGCAGCACGGUUGUCUGCAUCAACUUGCCAGCUGUCAGCAAUCUUUGCAGCACGGUCGACAGGCUGUGCGGUGCGUCCGCGUGCAAAGUGAAUGUGACCACCUCCAAGUUCAAGCCGGCAGGCUUGGUCAAGCCCAAGUCAUUGCCGUGCUGCCUGAAGGGCGCGGUCAACAUCCUGCCAGUAGCUGUGAUAGUGAUAUCAGGCAGCAGCAGCAGGAGCAAAAACGGGCAGCACCACUCGCAGCAGCAGCAGCCGCAGCAGGAGCAAAAGCAGACAGCAGCACUCGCAGCAGCUGCAGCAGCAGCGGCAGCAGCAGCAAGCCGCAGCAACAACAGCAGCAACACGCGGCAACAACAACAGCAAGAGCAACAUGCAUGA
Molecule: messenger RNA, 852 nt
Organism: Monoraphidium neglectum
Lineage: Eukaryota; Viridiplantae; Chlorophyta; Chlorophyceae; Sphaeropleales; Selenastraceae
Exons: 5
Coding region: 1-852 (283 amino acids)
Source: RefSeq, a predicted model, not a curated record